CUGUUCAGAAAGUAUCGAUCGAGCGGUAGGGCAAAUAUCUAUUUAGUUACCUUUUGGUCCAAAACUACCAAAUAUAGCCAAGGAAUUGGUUACUUUUGAUGGCAUGCAGAUCGAUUUAUAAAUAAAUAUUGAACGUUCAUAAAUAUAUAAACAGAAAGCAAUAUGUCCGAAGUAAGAAAAGCAUUAUUGAGACACUCGAUAAUUUAUACGUGCUCAUUAAUGCACUCAUGCAAAAAAUAAAGUAGUAAUAAAAAAAGAUCAAUUUUUGAACUAUUAAUUCUUAGAAAAAAGAAAACAAUAUCACGUACGGUAGGUGACUCUUGUAUCUACUAAAAGGGCCAAAAGAAUCUGGGGCCAACUCUAUCAUGCUGGUCCACUGGUCCCUAUUGUCUUAACGUGAGAUCUAACCCACCGGCGACGCGAAACCUCCAAGGCCAACUCAAUCUUGUCUGCUAGCCGGCCAUGCCUCUGUCUCCCGCCGAUCCUUCAGUUCACCACCUAAGUUCCUUCCUCUCUCAAUCUUCGCCACGUUGAUUUCUCCUACUUUCCCGAACUACCCUUAGCGUGAUGGUCUGUUUAAAUAAUUCGGGAAAUAAUAACCAAACCUUGAGCUGUCAUGUUCCCUUGUUAUUAUUACACGACAAGUCAGACGUGUACUUUAGAUUCUUGAGGCUAUUUUCUUCUUCCUCGAUUGUUCUUAUAUAUAAACUCGUCACAAGGUCGUCUGAUCUUUCAAUUCACAAAUCACAAACAACAACAACUUGGUACGUAUACUCUACAUACACAAACAUCAAACUCACGAGAGAUAUAAACAAAGAAAAAUGGGUGCAUGCGUUUCACGUGAAUGUAUGAGGGGAGAUUCGGCGAAGCUAAUAUUGCUGGACGGGACAUUAGAAGAGUUCUCGUAUCCGGUCAAAGUUUGGCAGAUCUUGCAGAAAUACCCGACGAGUUUCGUAUGUAACUCAGACGAAAUGGACUUCGACGAUACAGUUUCAGCAGUCUCUGGCAACGAAGAGCUCCGAUUGGGGCAACUUUACUUCGUUUUACCGCUGACGUGGCUCAGUCAUCCCCUAAGGGCGGAGGAAAUGGCGACGCUGGCUGUUAAAGCAAGCUCCGCGUUGACCAAGAGCGGCGGAGUCAGUUGCGCUGACUCCAUUUGGGAAAUAAAUUACCAAUCCAAAAAAAUCGCCCGAGCGAAGACAAAUGGCGGUGGUGGAAGAGGCUGUGGCAAAGGGAAGAGGAGAUUUACGGCGAAUUUGAGCAGCAUCGCCGAGUAGGGUCAACUUAGUGGAGCAAACCAUAAAAAUAAAUCGACCGACGUAGAAACUGUAGUUAGAGACGUUUGACUUUUUUCUAAUGGAGAAAAACAAAAUGAUCCAUUACUUUUGGAUUUUUUUUUCUAUAUUUGGUUGCUUAGAAUUUGAGAAAUGGACACGAGGAGGAGGAUGAUAUAUAUAUUAUAGUGAUGUGAUUCCAAUCUUGAAUCUAAUGCAAUUUUUCCGAA
Messenger RNA from Brassica rapa (field mustard), 1504 nucleotides. RefSeq lists its product as uncharacterized. The record is from RefSeq and is a predicted model, not a curated record. Lineage: Eukaryota; Viridiplantae; Streptophyta; Magnoliopsida; Brassicales; Brassicaceae.